Messenger RNA from Rattus norvegicus (Norway rat), 4333 nucleotides. The record is from RefSeq and is a predicted model, not a curated record. NCBI's taxonomy places the organism in Eukaryota, Metazoa, Chordata, Mammalia, Rodentia, Muridae.
GCGGACACAAAGGGAAGGCGAGCCUGCGAGCUAGAGGCUGCGUCCGUCCCCGCCCCGCGCCCCCCGCGCGCGCCCCAGCUCCGUGUUCCCCACGCGGCGCGCUCCCUGGCCUCGCGCGCCCGCGCCCCUCGCCCGCGCCGGGGUCCCCCAACGAGGCUGUCCCGAGCGCGGAGGGCCGGGGCCUGGCGGGGAUGCUGCGGGGCUGCCCCGGGCGGCGGCACGGCUGCUAGGAGGCGGCACGGGGCCGGUGUGCCCGGCCUGCCGCUCCCUGAGCUCCCCGCCGUGCGUCCGCGACAGCAUGGGCGCCCAGGCGCCGCUCCGGCUGCCGGCCGCGCCCCCGCUCGCCGUCUGCGGCUACACGUCGGUGCUUCUGCUCUUCGCCUUCUGCCUGCCCGGGAGCGGCGCGUCCAACCAGCCCGCGGGCGGCGGCGGGGACUGUCCCGGAGGCAGAGGCAAGAGCAUCAACUGCUCAGAAUUAAAUCUGAGAGAAUCUGACAUCCGAGCGUGUGAUGAAUCAUCGUGUAAGUAUGGAGGUGUCUGCAAAGAAGACGGAGAUGGUUUGAAAUGCGCAUGCCAGUUUCAGUGCCAUACAAAUUACAUUCCUGUCUGUGGAUCAAACGGGGACACUUACCAGAAUGAGUGUUUUCUCAGGAGGGCUGCUUGCAAGCACCAGAAAGACAUAACAGUGGUGGCACGUGGACCUUGCUACUCUGAUAACGGCUCUGGAUCUGGAGAAGGAGAGGAGGAAGGCUCAGGAGCCGGGGCUCACAGGAAGCAUUCCAAGUGUGGACCGUGCAAGUACAAGGCUGAGUGUGACGAGGAUGCGGAAAACGUUGGGUGUGUGUGUAACAUAGACUGCAGCGGGUACAGCUUUAACCCGGUGUGUGCUUCCGAUGGGAGUUCCUAUAACAAUCCCUGUUUCGUUCGAGAAGCGUCUUGUAUAAGGCAAGAACAGAUCGACAUAAGGCACCUUGGCCACUGCACAGACACAGAUGACACAAGUUUGUUGGGAAAGAAGGAUGACGGGCUGCAGUAUCGGCCAGAUGUGAAAGAUGCUGGUGAUCAAAGGGAAGAUGUUUAUAUCGGAAGCCACAUGCCUUGCCCUGAAAACCUCAAUGGGUACUGCAUCCACGGGAAGUGUGAAUUCAUCUACUCUACUCAGAAGGCCUCUUGUAGAUGCGAAUCUGGUUAUACUGGACAGCACUGUGAGAAGACGGACUUUAGUAUUCUCUAUGUAGUGCCAAGUAGGCAGAAGCUCACCCAUGUUCUUAUCGCAGCCAUUAUUGGAGCAGUACAGAUCGCCAUUAUAGUAGCAAUUGUCAUGUGCAUAACAAGAACAGAUGAUCUGCCUUUGGGCAAGAUGACUGAGCAUAAAAUCGGGCAGUAGAUCAAAGCCGGGACGGGAUGCCAUAACAAACAAUGACAACAGGAACAGAAGAUGGGGAAAAGCAUUUAACAGGCUCACAGCAGCGGCCAUUCACCACAGGCUCACGGGUUAACCGCCUUCCUCUGGUCGUUCAGCCAGCACGGAGAAGUGUCUGGGCUUGGCUUCAGUACUGUUUGAUUCUACAGUCCUUCCUCUUUCUACUGAGCCAUUGAGAAGCAGAGAGGGCAGUGUCGCGUUGUGUGACGGCUGCACUGGGACAGGAACCAGACUCGAUGUUGUCAAGGUUCAGUGUGUUUGACCCCUACCGAUGGUCACGAGCAGAACUGACUGGACUGGGGCAGACAUGUGAUAAGAGGAGACCAUUUAGGGCAUUAGUAGAGGAAAGCCCCUACUAAUCAUGUGUGUGGGGUACAGGAAGAGUAUACUGUCCCCACAUUUGUGCCCCAUAUGGCCACACGUACUGUCAUAUGAGAAUCACAGCUUUUCUCCACCCCUGUCCCUGAACAGCUUAUUGUCUUGUAUGUGGAAUACCGUGAUUACGUUCUUGGACCACACCAUUAAUUUUUUAAGGCACGCCUCUCCCAUGUAGUCCAUUAGGGGAAAGCUGUACAUGCUUGGUGACCAUUUCUUGUGAGGAAUCUUCCUUUAAAUGGAUGUCCCUGCUACCCCGCUUACCUGUGAGUCAUGUUUUCUUCUUUUAUGCAUGGAAUCUUUAUCUUUCUCAAGCUCCUAGAAUGACAGUUUGACAGGGACUUUGAACAUGUCUCGGCCAAACUUUUCACUGUAUAGCAGGAAAAGGUCUGGUCUCAGGAACUUGGGAUUCCUCUCGGUCAUGGUGGGUUAGUGGCAGUUUGAAGCCAGUUGCUUGGUCUGUCAGCCAGCUCCCUCGUGAUGAAAUGGAUGUGAUCCCAGCCCUGUCUACACCAGACGAUUUUUUUAAAUAAGGAUUAGUGAGAGAAAAUCCACUGUAACCACCAGAAACAUUAUCAUUAAGGCUUUUACGUUAAGGCAGAGCAGCCCUCUUUGAAACUGAAUGAAAACAUUAGAGUGGAAAUUGGUUUUGUAAUGGCACUGUUUCCAGGAAGGAGCAUUUGCACAGAUGGCUACUACUAAUACUAGGUGGUUAUUACUAACAGUAGGAUCCAAACUCAAAGUGACCGGAAUUCAACUCUGCGUUUGCACAUUCCCUUGCAAGAGCUGACCAUGCAGUCUGGUGGGUAGAGACAGGAAUAGUUACACUGUCCUGAGAUUUAAUCUACAUUAGGGCCACCUUUACUGAAAUAUAAGAGCAGACACCAGGAGGCCCUCACCUGUAGGGUCCCAGUUUCCUGGGUGGCUCUGUGGCGUGCUGCAGCCAUGUGUCCUCCAGCCCUGCUUGACUUGUUUCCUUGACUUAGAGGACUCUGGUGCAUCCUGUCUGAGAUCACCGAUGCGGUGCUACUCGGUCUCCACCAGCGAAGCUUUUCUCGUCGUUUUGGCUCAGUGAAUGAUGCUCAGGAAAAGUACUCAGAUCAGCAUCUUUUCUACCGACACUGAGAUCAGUCACAGGCACUGAGGAGUUACCGGGCCAGAGAGGCAGAUGUCCCUCUCAGAGUGUGUAUCAGCAGUGUGUGAGCUCUCCCAACUCCAGCCACACAGCAGAGAACAGCCAGUCACUGUGCCUGUCCUCCUCAUUAUUAGUCCUGAACUAAGCGUCUCUUUCUUCUUUCUCUCACGGGGUGCAGUGUGUGAACUGUGUGGUACUUUGACUUCGUAUAAACAUCCUUAAGUGAUUUCGUUUCUUAAUUUCUGUGUUUCCAUGCAACAGAAAAUGCCCCAAGAACAACAGAGGACGACGGCAGAAGCAAAACCUAGGUCACUUUACUUCAGAGACUUCAUCCAGGAUGGUUUGAGCUGCUGACUUUUAUAUGCACACUGACCACGUGAUGUACAUUUAUUAUGUCUUUUUUUAAAGAAUGGAAAUAUUUAUUUCAGAGGCCUUAUUUUUGGACAUUUUUAGUGUAGUACUGUUGGCUCGUAUUUAGAAUAUUCAGCUACAACAGUUUUUGACUGUUUAGUAGUCUCCGUCUUAUGUUUUUAAAUAUGGAAAUUGGCUCCACGGAUUUGUAACACAUGGUAAUACUAAGACUUGCUCUUUAUCCAUGGAAUGUAAUAUUUUUGCAGAGACGGAUGGACCCACUUCAUAGUCGUUAUAAAGUCAUACUUUCUUCCCCAAUGACCACAGCAAAUGACAAAGCAUGAACUAAAAGUAAAGAUGUUUACAGAUUACUUUUCUUACAAAAAAGAAAAAAAAUCUAGAGGACACUGUGUUUAAAUAGAUAUUCAAAUGUUUUUUGAGAUUUAGUACCUGGUUUUUUUUAGAUACUUCCCCUAUUGCAUGAGCUGCAAAGCUGUGUGUGUGUUAGAUGUAACAUAUUUAUAAGCUGAACGAACUGGAACUGACCAUUUCUCUCUUUGGAGAAGUAAUCCUAAUAAUUUUAAAAGGUACCUGGGAAUUAACAAUGGAACAGAUCGUUGAAAAUAGACUUAGAUAUUGUCAAGAUAGGGUGUUUUAAUGAGCAGAUCGGGAGAAAACCUACAGUAUCAGUUAAACUACUUUAAUGCGCGUUCAUUUUUAAACAUUGUAUCUGUUUUCAUAUAAAUGUACAAAUUGUAUCAGUGUUUGUGAAUACAACGCAGAAAUAAUUGUUGAUGAUCGGUGCUCUGAAAGCGAGCUUAAAAAAUGACCUAAGACCUCUAAUUCGAAUCUGUCCUGCAGUAGCUCUAUUAAUAGAUUGUUGGUGUUUAAAAGUCUGAGCUGUGAGUAGAAUGUUAUCGAGGUGUUUAAUGUGUAGUUUAGCCAGUCAAAAUUAUGCAUGUAGAAUUUAAAGACUAUGUUUAAACUUAAAUAUUAAUUUUAAUAAUUUGAUUUGGAAAAGCAUGUUAUAAUAUAAUGUUUUCACUAUA